Striga hermonthica is the source of this 3678-nucleotide messenger RNA. The record is from the annotation of a GenBank genome assembly. NCBI's taxonomy places the organism in Eukaryota, Viridiplantae, Streptophyta, Magnoliopsida, Lamiales, Orobanchaceae.
AUGGUCGGAUGGAGGGGAUCGAAGGGCUACGGCGCCGGCGCCGGCGCCGGCGGAGGAGGGGCGGGGGCGUUGGAGCGGGUGUCGACUACUCAGACGGUUCGUCUAGGGAAGGUGCAGCCGCAGGCGCCGGGACACAGGACCGUCUUCUGCAACGAUCGCGAUAGCAACUCCCUCGCGAAAUUCAAGAGCAAUUCUGUCUCCACAACGAAGUAUGAUGUUUUUACCUUUUUACCUAAAGGCCUUUUUGAGCAGUUCAGGCGGGUGGCUAACCUCUAUUUUCUGAUGAUAUCAAUCUUGUCGUGCACCCCGGUGAGUCCUGUAAGUCCGAUUACAAAUGUGCUUCCACUGACGUUGGUGCUUCUUGUAUCUCUUAUAAAAGAAGCAUGGGAAGAUUGGAAACGUUUUCAAAAUGACAUGGCAAUAAACAAUUCUACCAUUGAAGUGUUGCAAGAUCAGCAGUGGGUGUUUAUUCCUUGGAAGAAGCUGCAGGUUGGGGAUAUCGUUAAAGUGAAGCAGGAUGGGUUUUUUCCUGCUGAUAUAUUAUUCCUGGCCAGCACUAACCCUGAUGGUGUGUGCUACGUCGAGACUGCAAAUUUGGAUGGUGAAACUAAUUUGAAGAUAAGGAAAGCUCUGGAAAAGACUUGGGAUUAUGUGGCACCUGAAAAAGUUUGUGAAUUCAAAGGUUCUGUACAAUGUGAGCAACCAAAUAAUUCACUAUACACGUUUACUGGAAAUUUGAUUGUUGAUAAACAAACCUUGCCUCUCAGUCCAAAUCAACUUCUACUACGGGGAUGUAGUCUAAGAAAUACAGAGUAUAUUGUUGGUGCUGUCAUUUUUACUGGGCAUGAGACGAAGGUUAUGAUGAACUCAAUGAAAAUACCUUCCAAAAGAAGCACAUUGGAAAAGAAACUCGACAAGCUUAUACUUGCACUGUUUACUGUUCUUUUCUCUAUGUGUCUUUUGGGUGCCAUUGGCAGUGGUAUAUUCAUAAAUCGGAAGUACAUCUAUUUGCAUUUUGACAGAUCAGAGACACAAUUUGAUCCUGACAACAGAUUUGUGGUUGCUAUCUUGACAUUUUUCACCCUUAUAACUCUCUAUUCACCAAUCAUACCCAUUUCUCUGUAUGUUUCCGUUGAGAUGAUUAAAUUUAUCCAAUCCACUCAAUUCAUCAACAAUGAUUUACACAUGUACCACGCUGAGAGCAAUACCCCUGCAUUGGCACGAACAUCCAACUUAAAUGAGGAACUUGGCCAGGUGGAGUACAUUUUCUCUGACAAAACUGGGACACUAACAAGAAACUUAAUGGAAUUUUUCAAAUGUUCGAUUGGGGGAGAAAUUUAUGGUACUGGUGUUACUGAAAUAGAGAUGGGAACAGCUCAGCGCACUGGAGUUAAAAUUGAUGUUGAGAAACAGUCAAAUGCAGCACGUGAAAAGGGUUUCAACUUUGAUGAUUCUCGGCUUAUGAGAGGUGCUUGGAAGAAUGAACCUAAUGCUGAGUCUUGCAAGGAAUUCUUCAGGUGCCUUGCUAUAUGCCAUACUGUGCUUCCUGAAGGUGACGAGUCCCCUGAAAAGAUCCGAUAUCAAGCUGCAUCGCCUGAUGAAUCUGCCCUGGUUACUGCAGCAAAGAAUUUUGGCUUCUUUUUCUACAAGCGUUCACCCACAACUAUUUAUGUUCGUGAGUCACAUGUUGAGAAGAUGGGAAAGGUUCAAGAUGUUGCGUAUGAAAUCUUAAACGUUCUUGAGUUCAACAGUACAAGGAAGCGCCAAUCUGUUGUAUGUCGCUAUCCAGAUGGUAGACUUGUACUCUACUGCAAGGGUGCAGAUACCGUGAUAUACGAGAGGUUGGUAGAUGGAAACAACGAUUUGAAAAGAACAACUAGGGAGCACUUGGAGCAGUUCGGAGCAUCUGGAUUGCGUACUCUUUGCCUGGCUUAUAGAAACUUGAGCUCUGAUGUAUAUGAGAAUUGGAAUGAGAAAUACAUUCAGGCAAAAUCUGCGUUGCGGGAUAGGGAGAAAAAAUUGGAUGAGGUUGCGGAACUAAUCGAGAAGGAGCUUAUUUUGAUUGGAUGUACUGCUAUCGAAGACAAGCUUCAGGAGGGAGUACCUGCAUGUAUAGAGACCCUCGCUCGAGCUGGAAUAAAAAUUUGGGUGCUAACCGGGGACAAGAUGGAGACAGCUAUAAAUAUCGCUUAUGCUUGCAAGUUAAUAAAUAACAACAUGAAGCAAUUUAUAAUCAGCUCCGAAACUGAUGCUAUUCGAGAAGUUGAAGAUAAGGGCGACCAAGUCGAGCUAGCUCGCUUUAUGAAGGAGACGGUAAAAAAUGAACUGAAAAAAUGUUUUGAGGAAGCACAAGAGUAUCUUCGUUCCGCGUCCAGACCUAAGUUGGCACUUGUAAUUGAUGGGAAGUGUUUGAUGUUUGCGCUAGACCCGAGUUUACGAGUAAUGCUACUGAAUUUGAGCUUGAAUUGCAGUGCAGUUGUUUGCUGCCGAGUUUCCCCAUUACAGAAAGCACAGGUUACAAGCCUCGUUAAGAAAGGUGCAAACAGGAUAACCCUAAGUAUUGGUGAUGGGGCUAAUGAUGUCAGCAUGAUUCAGGCUGCGCAUGUUGGUGUAGGGAUUAGCGGGCAGGAAGGCAUGCAAGCUGUAAUGGCCAGUGAUUUUGCAAUUGCACAGUUCCGCUUUUUGACCGAGUUACUCCUAGUGCAUGGACGUUGGUCUUAUCAUAGAAUAUGCAAGGUUGUGACGUACUUUUUCUACAAGAACUUGAUGUUCACGCUCACUCAAUUUUGGUUCACCUUCCAAACUGGAUUUUCUGGCCAAAGGUUUUAUGACGAUUGGUUUCAGUCGCUGUAUAAUGUUAUUUUCACAGCCCUGCCUGUCAUCAUUAUUGGACUUUUCGACAAGGAUGUGAAUGCCACACUGUCCAAAAAAUACCCCGAACUGUACAAGGAAGGAAUACGUAACGCAUUUUUCAGAUGGAGAGUGGUGGCGACUUGGGCUUUCUUCGCAAUUUAUCAGUCACUCGUUAUGUACUACUUUGUUGUGGCCUCGAGCAACCGGGCCAUGAAUUCGGCUGGCAAGAUGUUUGGCCUCUGGGACGUUAGUACAAUGGGCUUCACCACCGUAGUUGUGACCGUGAAUUUGCGACUCCUCAUGAUGUGCAACACUAUUACCAGGUGGCAUUACAUCAGCAUAGGAGGCAGCAUAUUGGCCUGGUUCGUUUUUGUCUUCAUUUACUCGGGCAUCGUGUUACCGAAAGAGCAGGAAAACAUCUUUUUUGUUAUUUAUGUGCUGAUGAGUACCGUCUAUUUCUACUUCACUCUUCUGCUGGUCCCAGUUGCUGCACUCUUUUGUGACUUUGUAUACAUGGGGGUCCAGCGCUGGUUUUUCCCGUACGAUUAUCAAAUCGUGCAGGAAAUCCACAGGCACGAAAUCGACAACAGCCGGAUUGGCUUACUGGAAAUCGGGAACAAUGAGCUCAGCCCAGACGAGGCCCGAAGUUAUGCCAUAAUGCAACUUCCGGGCCAGAAAUCGAAACACACUGGCUUUGCUUUCGAUUCACCUGGCUAUGAGUCGUUUUUUGCAUCACAAGCCGGGGUGUAUGUGCCCCAGAAGGCAUGGGAUGUAGCUAGACGGGCAAGCAUGAAGAGUCGACCCAAAACCCCGAGAAAGAAUUGA